Messenger RNA from Megalops cyprinoides (Indo-Pacific tarpon), 1925 nucleotides. Its product is annotated as transmembrane protein FAM155B-like. Gene Ontology annotation, biological process: calcium ion import across plasma membrane. The transcript is spliced from 3 exons. The record is from RefSeq and is a predicted model, not a curated record. Gene Ontology annotation, molecular function: stretch-activated, monoatomic cation-selective, calcium channel activity. Lineage: Eukaryota; Metazoa; Chordata; Actinopteri; Elopiformes; Megalopidae. Bases 686 to 1876 code for a protein of 396 amino acids. Gene Ontology annotation, cellular component: plasma membrane.
AUUACAGUGGUGAAUGCUGCAAAAGGUGUAUCUGGGUGCUGCGAUAUUAGCUCAACGUUACGUUGAACCGUUCUUUACGCCUGGAACAAACACGGCGAUACCCGGCGAAAUGAUGAAUGAAGCAGGAUGUUGGGUAUGAAUGGAGCUGGCGUGAAUGGGGAUGUAAACGGGGAGCCCGCGUGAGCACGCACGCCCCCACCUCCCCCCAGUUUAAUCAAUUUCUCAAGGUGUUCUCUGCAAAGCCGAAGAUGGCGACAGACUAAGAGGGGCAGCGGGAAGGGUGAAUCAGGAUGACGAGAAGCAAAUACAGCCUCUUGCACUUCAAACGGAAGAAAAAAUAAGAGGAAACAUUUCAGCCAAGGAUGACAGCGGUAAGAUUUCAUCUUUCAGAGCGUUAUGCGUUUCCCGAAAGGUCCAACAGGGCGCUAAGAAGGUUGUUUAGAAUGUUGCAGCGUGCUGAAACGAGCGGUGUGUAACGGGGAUUUGUCGGGAUUUUUCACGCUUUUCCAAUGGAUCGUCCAAAAAAAUUAGACACAAGGGUGAGGGAAGUGGUUUGACAUCUUAUUUCAGCCCGGAGGAAAACACUACCCAACACCAUGCUGCUAAGAAGGUAGAUGACAUUGUUUGGGGAGAAAAUUGGAGAGGAGAAAAAACAGCUGGGGAUCAAAUUUCUCCCCCCUAAAAUAUGAUCAGGGGUGUUUGGAUGUGUCGACGGGAAGACGAUGCCGUGCUGAAAAUAUGUUGUGCACCAAAACAAAACGACAAACCUUGCGCCGAUUCCGAGAGGGCACAGAAAUGGCGAAUGUCUUUGGCAUCUCUUUUAUUUUUCACUGUCCUCCUCUCUGAUCACCUCUGGCUGUGUGCUGGAGUUAAGCUGAGGUCCGGCGAUAGGGGCUAUCGCAAAUCUUGGAGCAAUGCAACAAUUGGGGACCAUGUAAUAUCGAAGGGGGGAGAGUGUGAUGUUUUUCUAAGAAAUUCGACCAAAUUCGUCACUCAAAGUCCUCGAUGCACCGCUGUCGAAACUCACCGAGACCUGGAGUCAGCUUGCGCCACAUUGCGUUUGCAGAAAACAGGCAUGGAAUCUUCAUUUUCAACUCCAUCGACGUUAUCAUCCGACAGUUUAUUGGCUUACUUUAGCAAUUUCAGCCUUUCCUUUUGUCAUUCUUACACCAUCUCUGAUCUGCUGUUGGGGAUGGCGAACCCAGACGGUCUGAACUGCAGUCUUCGGAACAUGAUAUGGGAUUUGGGUCGCAGGAGUACUGAUGACGAGGACGUGUGCGGCGGCUGCAUUGAGGCUUACACGAGGCUGGACCAACACGCUCAGGAAAAAUACGAGGAGUUUGACUUCCUCUUUCUCAAGUAUUUAUCGGGGGAUUACUCGGUCAGAUCAAGCACCGAGGACUGUAAGGCAGUCUACAAAGCCUGGUUAUGCUCCGAAUAUUUCAGUGCAACCCAAAGGCAGUGCCAUCACAGAAUUCCCUGCAAGCAAUACUGUCUGGAGGUCCAGACUAGGUGCCCCUUUGUGCUACCCGACAAUGACGAUUUAGUUUAUGGUGGAUUAUCCAGUUUCAUCUGUACAGGGCUACUAGAAGACCACGUAAUCGACACAGAGGCGGAGUGCUGUGACGUCAGGUGGAGCGGCUGCUACCCAGGAUCCGGGGUCGCCUGCAACGCGUCAGCCGACCUCCCGGGGUCGUUGCCGUGGCAGCGGCGCUCUUCACGGCCCACAUCGGCCGCGUCGCGGGUGGGCGCCGGCGGCAGGCUGAAGCUGUGCGUGCUCGUCCUCAUUCUGCUGCAGACUGUUGUCACGUUCUCUACCGUGCAGGACACCGGGGGGGUCGCACCCAUGGAGGAGAGUCCGACCAGGGAUGAGUGACUUAGCCCCCCUCCCCCCGCCACGAUCCCCCCCCACACACAGACAUACA